Cornus florida is the source of this 2880-nucleotide messenger RNA. Its product is annotated as probable E3 ubiquitin-protein ligase XBOS32. The transcript has 10 exons. NCBI's taxonomy places the organism in Eukaryota, Viridiplantae, Streptophyta, Magnoliopsida, Cornales, Cornaceae. Bases 1008 to 2537 code for a protein of 509 amino acids. Gene Ontology annotation, molecular function: protein binding. The record is from RefSeq and is a predicted model, not a curated record.
UAAAAGUCGCUGUCUCCAACACAAAUACCACUUUUAUCUUUCCAGGAUUAGCACAUAUGCUCUGUGGACAAUUGGUCUUCGCAACAUUAUUGGGAUAUUUCUGAUAUUUUACUCUUCAUCAUGACACUGUCUUGAUCACAUUCCUGAAAUAAUGAGAAACCCCAUUUGAGUAUUGGAUAUGCUGAUUUUCUGAGGGAUAAUCUGGGUUUUCAAACAUGUGAUAUCGGAAUUGAAAAUUCUGAUUGUCCCGGGAAAAUUAGGUAGUGGGUAUCCAAGAUUUUUAUUCUUCAGGUGGAAUUAGGGCAGAGGGUAUUGUAGUUUUUUGUUUUUGAGGGGAAAUUCGGAUUUGGGUAUUCGCCAUUUUGAUUUUCCCGGGAAAAUCUGGUGAAGGGUGGUGGAAUUUUUGAUUCAUGGGAGAAUAUGGUAUUGUAGAUUCUAAUUUUUCUGUGGAAUUCGAGAGCAAAUUAGGGAUUGGGUAUUGGAGAUCUUGAAUUUUUUUAACGAACUGGUUUGUCAUCAUUUGGUGAAAAUUCAGGAAUUUUGUGAAUUGUAUUUCUUUUGUGUUCAUCUGGAUCUCUUGAUUUUGAGGAGAUCUUAUAACCAAUAUUUAUGGGCAAUGUGAGAGUGGGUUUUAUGGUUUUGGAAGGGUUUGUUUUUGUGGAUAGUUUUCUUAGGUUUCUGCGGUGACAGUGAGAUUCUGACAGUUCCAACAAAUUCUUUUGUUUGUGUGUGAAAGUAAGAGGGUGGUUAUUAGUUGGUAGAAAAUAAGGAAGUUUUUAGUUUUGUGGAGAGAGAAGCAUCUAUUUCUGUCUCUCUCAAUUUCUUUAUAUGAUUCUUCGGAUGGUAUAAGAAUCAAACUUCAAAGAAUAACAGUUCAAUACACUCAUAUAUAUGUAUAUGUGGGUCAUUAUAUUGUUCUGAAUCUGAUUCUGAAAAUUAAGAUUCUCUGUGUAGCUAGCCAAAAAAUUCCUUAUUUUGUCUUUUGUUGGUUGUAACAUUUGAAGAUUAUGAGGUUUUUAAGUCUGGUGGGCAAUUCUUUUGGAUGCUCGGCCUCCGGGGAGCGUUUGGUUUCGGCGGCUAGAGACGGGGAUCUCCAGGAAGCUAAGGCUUUAUUGGAGUAUAAUCCUCGUCUUGCUAGGUAUUCCACAUUUGGUGUGCGCAAUUCGCCUCUCCAUUACUCUGCAGCUCAAGGCCACCAUGAGAUUGUCUCGCUCUUGCUUGAGUCUGGGGUUGACAUUAAUCUCAGGAAUUAUCGCGGGCAGACUGCUUUGAUGCAAGCUUGUCAACAUGGUCACUGGGAGGCUGUUCAGACUCUGGUUCUUUUCAAAGCCAAUAUCCACAGAGCGGAUUAUCUUAAUGGGGGUACUGCUCUCCAUUUGGCUGCCCUGAAUGGGCAUUCUAGAUGCAUUCGGCUCCUGCUCGCAGAUUUGAUUCCUAGUGUUCCUAAUUUCUGGAAUGUUUUGAAGGAAAGAUCGAAAAAUAAAGAAUCUAUCUUAGAAUUCUAUGAAGGUGCACUCUAUGAGGUAAUUAAUAGAACUUCUGAUGGAGGCAUCACCGCCCUUCAUAUGGCCGCACUGAAUGGGCAUGUUGAAAGCGUGCAAUUACUCUUGGACUUAGGUGCUUCUGUUUCAGAGGUCACUGUUGAAGAUGGAACUACAAUUGAUCUAAUAGGUGCAGGAAGCACAGCCCUCCACUAUGCUGCAUGUGGUGGAAAUGCACAAUGCUGUCAAAUUUUGGUUGACAGGGGUGCCAGUCUGACUGCUCAAAAUGCAAAUGGAUGGACACCCUUGAUGGUUGCUCGUUCAUGGCAUAGAGAACGGCUUGAGGAAAUUCUUACAACACAUCCAGAAGAGCAGCUGCAACUCAUUCCUUCGCCAUUUUUAUGCCUUCCCCUUAUGAGUAUUGUCAAAAUUGCUAGAGAAUGUGGAUGGAGGAGCAGUGAUUCCCAUUCCACAUGCGUCGACCCUUGUGUUGUUUGUCUGGAAAGAGAGUGCACAGUGGCUGCAGAAGGUUGCGAUCAUGAGUUCUGCACACAUUGUGCCUUGUACCUCUGUUCCACGAACAGCACCUCAACUGCAGCACAUGGCCCUCCGGGGUCAAUUGCUUGUCCUCUCUGCCGGCAUGGCAUAGUUUCAUUUGUCAGGCUUCUUUGCACAAGGCCAUUGGUCAAGGGGAUUUCAAGAACUAGUUUGUCCCUAACGUUUUGCACGUGUUCAAAUGAGGAACCAGAAUCCACUUCACUAGAAACCCCAUUCUGCAAGCCUGAUUUCCAUUCUGCCCGAAUGUCCCCACUGGGAUCUUCUUUCCGCUCUCUGAGUUGCCAACGGUUCCCAUCAGUAAAACUCAGCCCUAGCCUUUGCAUGGGAGCUCCAAACGCCAGUCCUCCUUUGGUUCCUAGAGGUGUUGAUCGGAACAUGCGUGAUCAGUUGUCUAGGUGCUCGAGAUCUGGCUUUAGCCGUUCCACUUCUCAUUCCGAGAGCAGAAGGUCAUGGUUUUGCUCUUUCAACCAAUAUGUAGCAACUGGCAGUGGAUGCUGAAUAUUACUGGAUCUAUUAUUUCAAUUAUUUUCCGAAAUUACCAUUUUCUUCUACAAUUGCGACCAUUAUUCGGUGAUGAAAUGAUAAAAGCUUGAUCUGUCAAGUGGAAGAAUGUCAAAUGAUGGUAGGAGGGCAUAUACUUCAUGCAAAUAUUUUUCAAGUUAAUCACUCAGCAUCAGUGGGAUCAACCAUAGGUAAUGGCCUACUAUCUCCUUUUACUUACUUUUUUUUUCUUUGAUUUAAGAUUGGAAUCUCUUGUUGAUAAAAAAAAGUUGUGUUUGUAUAUACAGAACAUCUGCCAUCAGCUAUAUAUAUAAUGAAUCCUUGGGGUUUACUAUUUACA